Messenger RNA from Psylliodes chrysocephalus, 1688 nucleotides. The record is from the annotation of a GenBank genome assembly. NCBI's taxonomy places the organism in Eukaryota, Metazoa, Arthropoda, Insecta, Coleoptera, Chrysomelidae.
GUUUAGUUCUUCCAUGACAGUUUAUAGUGUUAUUUUAGUUAUUUGAUAAUAAUAUAGUAAAUUAUAAGAUUAACAUAAAAAUAAAAUUGUCGUUAUGAGUUACAGCAGCCCUUACGGAACAUCGGCGGAUGCUAGAUGUCCUUGUCUAACAAACAAUAGGGGUGCAGUAUGCCCUUGUCUAACCAAGAAAAAAGUAUCUGUUCCCAAACCUACAACUUCAUCAGCGAGGAGCAACUCGUCAGUUUCUACGAUCGGAUCGCAGAAUUCUGGACCAUUAAUGGGAGUAAAACAAACUAUUGAUAGAAUCAGAAAACAGCUUGCUUCAAAUGCAAAUAAUAUUGAAACUGCUAGACAAUCUGUCAGAGAAACUAAUAUUACGAAGUUUCCGGAUUCGUUUACAAGGGUUCUCAGUCAUUCUGAAAAGUCGACUAUACAUAAACAAACUUCUAACAAUGUUGCUACUAAACUACAGAAAUCAUCUACAUUAAAGAAGAACUCUACUUUACCAAAAACUUCUGUUUCUGAGAAAAACUUACCAAGCACUAAAAUAGUUGUGAAUAAAACCAUUAUCAACAAAAAUAAAUCCACGCAGAGUUCAAAAGAUAAAAGUUCAAUCAAUAUCACUAAUUAUUCAAAAAGUGACAUUCCUUCUUCCACAAAAAUAAAUCAUAACAGCACUAGUGUUUCAAAAAGCAUCAAUGUUUUAUCAACAAGUAAAACAUUGUCUGACAUCAACAGCUUUUUAAAAGAACAAAGUAGGAAGCAAACAAAUUCUAUUGUAGAAAACUCUAUUAGACUUAUUCGUAAUACUUCCGAAGAGCAAAGUUUUUUUAAAAACGUAGAUUCAACUGACAUUUCGCUAAAGAUUCCCCAUAAUAUUUCAAGAAGUAGAAGUUUAUCUCCGGGCUAUAAAGGCAGUUUCAACGAAAAGGAAGUUACACACAAUCAACAUGGAAAAUCAAAUUUGUCAUCUUUGAAGGUCCAUUCUCAUAACUUGCCUACUUCAAAGAUUCAUUCCAAAUCAGCGUCAAACAUAUCUACCGAAAGUAAUCCUAUACCUUUCCAAAGGAAAUCUAAAGUAACAUUCACUUUGAACAUCAGUUUCGAAGAUAAUUUCAACUCUGGACAAAAUACAGGCAAUGUAGCAAAAGUUUCGAUCACAGGUGAUUUUCAUGGGAGUACAGGUAAUUAAUACAAUAUAUGCGAUGACCGAUGGCUGGACCAAUACCUAGUUUUUAAUUGUCUUUAUGUUUUAAUAAUUUAUUAUUUUUUUGAUAUCUAAGUGUAAAAAAUAUCUAAGAAAACAAUUUUUACUUAUGGGAUAUACCAAACGAAUUACAAAAGUGUUUUUUUAAGUGCUUAUUCUGAACUAAUGUAUCCAACCGUUUAUACAUCUUUGGAUCUUCGGGGUGCGAUGGCUUAAAACAUAUUCUUUUGUUUAAAUUUAUUAUAGUAAUACGGUGGCAUUUAAAUUUUUUACAAUGAAUCAAAAACUAUAGCGAUUUUGUAUUUCGCUGUAUUUAAAUUGUGACUAUUAAUAUCGGGCUAAUAAUAUUUUUCCAAAUUAACUAUGUUCUACCUUCUGUAAACUAGAAGAAAAAUUGUUUCCUUAAACUUAAAAAUGUAUAAAGUGGUUUAUUUUAUAUUAUUUUUUUUCUAUUACCCUCUAUAUUGUACUAUAUUUUAAU